Messenger RNA from Mytilus trossulus (common blue mussel), 833 nucleotides. RefSeq names its product zinc transporter ZIP12-like. Gene Ontology annotation, molecular function: zinc ion transmembrane transporter activity; monoatomic cation:bicarbonate symporter activity. The coding region runs from base 44 to 790 and encodes 248 amino acids. The transcript has 6 exons. The record is from RefSeq and is a predicted model, not a curated record. Gene Ontology annotation, cellular component: plasma membrane. Gene Ontology annotation, biological process: zinc ion import across plasma membrane; intracellular monoatomic cation homeostasis. Lineage: Eukaryota; Metazoa; Mollusca; Bivalvia; Mytilida; Mytilidae.
UGUAUUCGUCAAACUAUCACAGAAGGUUAUAAAAGACUAUCUCAUGGGAAUGCUACUUUCACUGUCAGUCGGUUGCCUGGUUGGAGAUGCCAUUCUACAUUUACUGUCUGAGGUUUUAGCAGAUGAAAGCAAUGGAGAAAAGGCAAGAGUGACAGAGAUUUUGACAAAACAAUGCGCACUACUUGCUAGUAUUUAUGGGUUUUUCUUACUGGAACUGACAUGUUCUUUUCUGAAAAGUAGCACAAAAGACAAGAAAGACGAUGAUUACCAAUGCCAAAACGAAGAGAACCAAACUAAAGGUCAAAGAGAAAAAGAUAAAUCUGCCCUUGCUUGGAUGGUGAUAGUAGGGGACGCCAUACAUAAUUUUGCAGAUGGUCUUGCUAUAGGCGCUGCCUUCAGUAAAGACAUAACAGUUGGUUUAUCUACCUCAAUAGCUGUGUUUUGCCAUGAAUUACCCCAUGAGUUAGGAGAUUUUGCAGCCUUAGUGUCUAGCGGUUUGUCUAUCAAAAGAGCCAUGGUUUUGAAUUUCAUUUCAAGUCUGACAGCGUUUUUAGGGUUAUAUAUAGGCAUACUAGCAAGCUCAAAUGAUGUUGCUAGAUCCUGGAUAUUCUCAGCUGGUGCAGGCAUGUUCAUUUAUGUGGCCUUAGCAAACUUAAUUCCAGAAGUACUGAGCUAUUUCAAAAGAAUACCAAAUUUGUGUAUGUUUCUGUCGUUGAACUUCGGACUAUUAUUCGGCUACGUCUCAAUGUUGCUUUUGGCUAUAUACGAGGCAGAUUUUAAAUUACCAUAAAUCUGUGUAAAUAUUAGACUAUCUAGCAGACAUUAUUCGUCCA